Pelmatolapia mariae (spotted tilapia) is the source of this 901-nucleotide messenger RNA. RefSeq names its product stonustoxin subunit beta-like. The transcript is spliced from 4 exons. Gene Ontology annotation, molecular function: protein binding. NCBI's taxonomy places the organism in Eukaryota, Metazoa, Chordata, Actinopteri, Cichliformes, Cichlidae. The record is from RefSeq and is a predicted model, not a curated record. The coding region runs from base 14 to 796 and encodes 260 amino acids.
UCUGUCUGCUGAAAUGAAGAGUCCACACUGUAAAAUGGAAAGUCUCAGUCUGUCGGGCUGUCUGAUAACAGAUGAAGGCUGUACUUCUCUGGCCUCAGCUCUGAGCUCCAACCCCUCCCAUCUGAGAGAGCUGGACCUGACCUACAAUCAUCCAGGAGACUCAGGAAUUAAGCUGCUGUCGGCUGGACUGAAGGAACCAGGCUGGAGACUGGACACUCUUAGGGUGGAGCCAGCUGGAGUCCGAUGGUUGAGACCAGGUCUGAGGAAGUAUUCCUGUCAACUCACAAUCGACACAAACACAGUACACAGAAAGCUCCAACUGUCUCACAAAAACAGGAAGGUGACACGUGUGAAGAAGGUUCAGUCAUAUCCUGAUCAUCCAGACAGAUUUGAUGUUCAUGAACAGCUGCUGUGUGAAAAUGGUUUGACUGGUCGCUGUUACUGGGAGGUCGAGUGGAGAAGAAACAUUUAUAUAUCAGUGAGUUACAGAAGCAUCAGAAGGAAAGGAAACAGUGACGACUGUAUGUUUGGAUGGAAUGAUGAGUCCUGGAAUCUGUUCUGCUAUGAAGUUCGUCCUAGUUGUGUCUGGCACAAUAACAAAGUAACAUACAUCUCCUCCUCCUCCUCUGUCUCUAACAGAGUAGCAGUGUAUGUGGACUGUCCUGCUGGCACUCUGUCUUUCUACAGAGUAUCCUCUGACACUCUGAUCCACCUCCACACCUUCAACACCACAUUCACUCAAACUCUUUAUCCUGGGUUUUGUAUUGGAUCUAGUUCCUCAGUGUCCCUGUGCUGAGUUGAGUGUAAAGAGUGUCUCCUGUUAGAGAAACACUCUGACUGUUGAACAGAUAGUUCAGUCUGUACAUGUCUGUCUCUUUCACUCACAAACACCUUUUCAGAU